AUGAUUAGAGGAGAACGCCUCGCCUUGAUGUUGCCCAGUAAGGCGGUUUUGAGACUCGGCGGGAGUUUUAAACGAUCGGACUUUGAGACAUGGUGGGGAUAUCUAUAUAUCAAAGGAAAUAGAUGCCAUCAAGGACUGAUAAAAAAUGAUAUAUAUAAACUUUCCAUAAACCCUUUUCUCCUUGAAAGACAGGGGGAAUAUGAAAAGGCAAUCGACUCGCACAAAAAGGCUAUCGAAGUCCUCAGCAUGGCUGCGGAGAAAUUCAAAAAGUCUUCGAGUGUGCGCAAGAUUAAUCGCAAGAUGUUCGAACGGCAGGUUGGCCUGCACCGCGAAAGACUGAGCUAUUUGGAGAGUCUCAAGAGCAAAGGCAGCUUUGACGGAAUUAUCUUGCCGCCCACUGCCCUUGACGUCAGCCAGGAGUUACAGAGGGAGGACGAAGAUAACAGCCCUUGGACACUGUCUCAGCUUCAAAAGGCGCUUCACGAGUACAAGAAGCAAGAGGACUCCGCUACCACGGAGCCGCCAUCGCAUCUGAAACCUUUCCUCAAUGCCACAGAUUCCACUAAAAUCCCUUUCUUUGCGCCAACGCUUCUGUCAGCGGCAGAGACAGUGACCUACCGUCUCUCUCAUUCAUCAGAGCUUCUCGAGCUCGGUGUACGCUCGCACUGGUGGCUCGUCAAGGAUUCUACCAACAAGCACACGCUCUAUGCCGUCCAGGCUGUAUGGAGCCAGGAUGUGCCCAUUGUAGAAGCAAUCCUGCGUCGCGCAGGCGAGUUCCUUCCUCAGAUGGGUGGCAUAGGCAUAAGAAUCCGGAAGAUGAAGGAGGUGCCUUUCGUCUGA
Messenger RNA from Aspergillus calidoustus, 840 nucleotides. Lineage: Eukaryota; Fungi; Ascomycota; Eurotiomycetes; Eurotiales; Aspergillaceae. The record is from the annotation of a GenBank genome assembly.